Bradysia coprophila is the source of this 957-nucleotide messenger RNA. RefSeq lists its product as uncharacterized. The record is from RefSeq and is a predicted model, not a curated record. Lineage: Eukaryota; Metazoa; Arthropoda; Insecta; Diptera; Sciaridae.
AUACAAACAAUCAAAGUCGCCUUAGACUUUUUUAUUCAAUUCAAUUUGUGAAAACUAAGAAACGGCUUGCAUUUCGUUCUUCGAUAUCAGAUAUUUUUGACGCAAUUUGUACAACUGUUCGUUCAUCACAUCUAAUUGAACAGGAAAAUGCAAAAGAAAUUUACGGUUGAUACUGGUUAUCCAUACAAAAUAUGGAAAACGAAACCACCUGGCGAAGAACAGCGAGAAUUAAAUCGCCUGUUUGAGGAAGGAAAAAUCAGUGAAUCAAUGACUGCUGAUUUCGUUCGAGAGAAGUGGCAUAUCUUUCAAAGCGUCUCUCCUAAAGUGUUUGCGACUCAUUUUCGUACGACGAAAGCAAAAUUUGGCCGGAAUUUGCAAACCGGAUCAUCGCAAAACAUGGACCGUAAAGAGUCAUCUGCAGUACAACAUCGCCCUUCAGUUACGAUCAAGAACCCACCGAUUGUCACUUAUAUGCAUGCGGAUCAUGAGAAAAAGCUUGACUUUGUUGUUGUCGUAAUGGCUCCGUUUUCUGGUACCCACGACUUCAAAUUUAAAUUGUCGGAUGAUGGAGCCUCGGUGACUGUGACGUACACGUGGCCUCUUGCUUUGUACACGCCUGAGUUGCUGUUUGAAGACCUACCGAAAACACACCCUAUGGUUCAGUCGUUCACCUCCUACUUGCUGCAAGCUGGCAUUACCGGUAAGUCCGAGCCACCACAGGGCUCAAUGACGGUUAAAUUGCCUUGCAGAGUUCAACGAGAGAUCAGCGAUUUUAAAAAUUGCAUCGUGGUGGAUGAGGAUGACACGAAAUUGAUUAUGAUGGAAUUCGUGGCAUACCAUACAUAUUUUCGUCCUAAUUAUUAUGAUCACUAAAUAUCCUGGUUGUACCAGCUUUAACUCUUUGAGUUGAUUAGUGAAUGUUUACUUUUAUUCGUGAAAUAAAUAGUUGGGAGUAUC